Messenger RNA from Xiphias gladius (swordfish), 1918 nucleotides. It is a transcript of the gene klhl14, whose product is annotated as kelch-like family member 14. Lineage: Eukaryota; Metazoa; Chordata; Actinopteri; Istiophoriformes; Xiphiidae. The record is from RefSeq and is a predicted model, not a curated record. The transcript is spliced from 9 exons. Gene Ontology annotation, molecular function: protein binding. Bases 101 to 1918 code for a protein of 605 amino acids.
AUGCAUAUUACAUUUAACUUUGCCGAAAGCUGCAUUUUCAGGGAAUAUUUCUCGAUACUCACGUCCGCGUAACUCGGGUGGCGUUCACAGUCAGGAAGUCAUGUCCAGAUCGGGUGAUAGAACAUCCACCUUUGACCCAACACACAGUGACACCCUGCUGCAUGGGCUCAAUCUCUUAUGGAGGAAACAGCUUUUCUGUGAUGUGACUCUCACUGCCCAGGGACAACAGUUCCAUUGCCACAAAGCUGUGCUGGCAUCCUGCUCCCAGUAUUUCAGAUCUCUCUUCUCCUCCCAUAAUGUAAUCAACAAUGAGGGGAGCAAAGGAGACCAGGGCAGCAGUGGGACACCCUCAUCCUCUCCCGAUGACAAGCUAGUGACCCCCAGUGCCAGGCCCAUCAAUAACCUGGUACUCCAGGGCUGCUCCUCGAUUGGACUGCGAUUAGUGCUGGAGUAUCUCUACACUGCCAACGUGACUCUUUCCCUGGACACAGUGGAAGAGGUGCUGUCAGUCAGCAAGAUCCUCAACAUCCCCCAGAUUACCAAACUCAGUGUGCAGUUCCUCAACGACCAGAUCUCUGUGCAGAACUACAAGCAGAUCUGCAAGAUUGCUGCACUCCAUGGACUGGAUGAGACCAAGAAGCUGGCCAACAAGUACCUGGUGGAGGAUGUGCUCUUGCUGAACUUUGAGGAGAUGUGUGCCAUGCUAGAUGCACUGCCACCUCCGGUGGAGUCAGAGCUGGCUCUCUUCCAGAUGUCAGUCCUCUGGCUGGAGCAUGACCGGGAGACUCGUAUGCACUAUGCGCCAGACCUUAUGAAGAGGCUGCGCUUCGCCCUUAUACCUGCCCCAGAGCUGGUGGAGAGGGUGCAGUCUGUUGACUUCAUGAGGAGUGACCCUGUGUGCCAGAAACUACUCCUGGAUGCCAUGAACUACCACCUGAUGCCCUUCAGGCAGCACUGCAGGCAGACAAUGGCCAGCAGAAUCCGUUCCAAUAAGAGACUGCUGUUACUGGUGGGUGGUUUGCCUCCUGGACCUGAUCGUCUCCCCAGCAAUUUGGUCCAGUACUAUGACGAUGAGAAAAAGACAUGGAAGAUCCUCACAAUAAUGCCUUACAACAGUGCCCAUCACUGCGUGGUGGAGGUGGAGAACUUCCUGCUGCUGCUGGGCGGAGAGGACCAGUGGAACCCCAAUGGAAAGCACAGCACUAAUUUUGUCAGCCGUUAUGAUCCCAGAUUCAACAGUUGGAUACAGUUGCCCCCUAUGCAGGAGAGGAGAGCCAGUUUCUUCGCCUGCCGCCUGGAUAAGCACCUGUACGUGAUUGGUGGUAGGAACGAGACGGGCUACCUCUCCAGCGUGGAGUCCUACAACCUGGAGACUAAUGAGUGGAACUACGUGUCGUCUCUGCCGCAGCCUCUGGCCGCCCAUGCAGGAGCGGUACAUAACGGCAAGAUCUACAUAUCAGGAGGAGUGCACAAUGGAGAGUAUGUGUCCUGGCUCUACUGCUAUGACCCUAUAAUGGAUGUGUGGGCUAGGAAACAGGAUAUGAACACAAAGCGUGCCAUUCAUGCCCUGGCUGGAAUGAACGACCGCCUAUAUGCUAUUGGUGGAAACCAUUUGAAAGGUUUCUCCCAUCUAGAUGUGAUGUUGGUUGAGUGUUACGACCCGAAAGCUGACCAGUGGAACAUCCUGCAGACACCCAUCCUGGAGGGUCGCAGCGGCCCGGGCUGUGCUGUUCUGGAUGACAGCAUCUUCCUUGUGGGGGGCUACAGCUGGAGCAUGGGGGCCUAUAAGUCUUCUACCAUCUGCUACAGCCCAGAGAAAGGAACGUGGACAGAGUUGGAGGGAGAGGUGGCAGAGCCUUUAGCGGGCCCGGCCUGUUCCACCGUCGUACUGCCCGCCUGCCUUCCUUUUAACAAAUGA